CUGUUCAUCCAGGAACGAGUUCACUCCGGAGCAGGGCCAAGGCAAACACUCACAGCCAAUGAGGACAGAGGCUGUCAGCUCUGUAUCUGCCCAUCAGCUGCUGGGUGGGGAUAAAAUGCACAUUCCUGCCCCAGCCUGUCUCCAGUGCCAGCUCCCGGACGGGCACAGAGCUCUCAUGGUGCUCUGGGUGAUUCUGCUCUGUGCCUUGGUGUCAUCACUGCUCGCUGGGCUCUAUGUCCUGGGUGUGUUUCGGAGACGGAGACCCAAUGAGCCACCUUUGGACAAAGGUACCGUUCCCUGGCUGGGCUAUCUGCUGGAAUUCCAAAAGGACAGCUCAGAGUUUCUCAAAAGGAUGCAGAGGAAACACGGGGAUGUUUUCACGGUGCUGAUCGGUGGCUGUUACUUCACCUUUGUGAUGGAUCCCUUCUGCUUUGGCACCAUUGUGAAGGAGUCACGAUCUAAACUGGACUUUACGACUAAUGCAACUGAGCUGGUCCUGCGGGUUUUUGGCUACAAGCCCACCAAAGCCACUCACAACGUGGUUCAUUCAUCAAGCACAAAGCACCUGAUGGGAGAUGGCCUCACUGUCCUCACACAAGCCACCAUGGAGAGCUUUCGGAGGCUGCUGCUUUUCAACCUGAGCUCAGGAGAGAAGAGAGUGUGGCAGGAGGAAAACCUCUUCCACUACUGCUACAACAUUGUCUUCAGAGCUGGGUACCUGGCUCUGUAUGGCACCGAGCCACCCCGAGGGGCAGGGAACAAGGAGAAAGCUGAAGAGCAGGAUCGCCUCCACUCCAACCAGCUGUUCCGGGAGUUUCGGAAGUACGACCGCCUCUUCCCUCGCCUGGCCUUUGGCCUGCUGCCUCCCAAGGACAAAAGAGAGGCUGAGCGGCUGAAGAGACACUUCUGGAACAUGCUGUCUGUGAAGAAGGUCUGGCAGAAGGACAAUAUCAGUGGCUGGAUAAGUGAUCAAGACAAACUCCUGGCAGAAAACAGUGUCCCCGAGUACAUGCGGGAUCGCUUCAUGUUCAUGCUCCUCUGGGCAUCCCAAGGCAACACGGGCCCAACUGCCUUCUGGCUCCUCUUGUAUCUGCUGAAGCAUCCAGAGGCUCUGCAGGCUGUGAGAGAUGAGGUGGAUAAAGUCUGCAGGGAGAGUGGGCAGCAAGUCAAAGCAGGGAGCCCCGCAGUUACUGUCACUAGGGACAUGCUGAACCAGACUCCUCUGCUGGACAGUGCUCUGGAGGAGACCCUGAGGCUGGUGGCAGCCCCAAUGCUGGUCAGAGCUGUCCUUGAGGACACCUCCCUGAGGACAAGCAGUGGGACAGAGCUCACCCUCCGCAAGGGGGACAAGGUGGCUCUGUUCCCACACAUCUCCGUGCAGAUGAACCCAGAAAUCCACGAGGAGCCUCACAAAUUUAAGUACGACCGUUUUGUAAACCCAGACGGCACCAGGAAAGAUUUCUACAGAAACGGGAAGAAGCUGAAAUUUGUCAGCAUGCCUUGGGGGGCAGGAGUCUCCACCUGUCCCGGGCGGUUCUUUGCUACUGCUGAGAUGAAAUUGUUUGUGUUCUUGAUGCUGAGUCACUUUGACCUGGAGCUGGUCCAUGAGGAGGAGGAGAUCCCAGCCAUAGACAUCAGCCGCUGGGGAUUUGGGACGAUGCAGCCGGUCCGUGACGUUCGGUUCAGAUACCGGCCACGCUUUUAACCUGGGGACUCCUGGUGGUGCUGUUUGUUCUGGUGUCACAUAUGGGACAAAUUAUCUGAUCCUGUGGUUGUCUGAUCCAUGCCAACACUGAUAUGAUCUUGUUUGCUCAAUGUUUAUAGUGGCUUUUGUGUUUACAUCCUCCUCAUGUGCUGCUGCUGUGUUGUUGGGCUGGUUAUGGGAUUGAAAUCUGCACAGAGAGAAAAAAUGAGCCCUGUCAGGCUACUCCCAGCCCCAUCCCAGAGGCCAUCAGCCCAUUGAAAGCCAAUAAAGCACAGGGUCAGAUUGGAAGGGUGGAACACAAAUUCAGGGCUUCCAAGGAACAAGGGUUUUGUCCAGGUUCCUCCCAGGGCUGCCCCAGCAGAGCAUCAGCCCUACGGUGUCAUUGGAUUCUGCUGGGAACCAGGGAAAAGGCAGCCUUGAAGCCUUGGGUUUCUCAGCCUGCUCAAGGACAAGAAAUUAUAACAAUG
Molecule: messenger RNA, 2172 nt
Organism: Ficedula albicollis (Collared flycatcher)
Lineage: Eukaryota; Metazoa; Chordata; Aves; Passeriformes; Muscicapidae
Product: 7-alpha-hydroxycholest-4-en-3-one 12-alpha-hydroxylase
Exons: 1
Coding region: 59-1705 (548 amino acids)
Molecular function (GO): iron ion binding; sterol 12-alpha-hydroxylase activity; heme binding
Source: RefSeq, a predicted model, not a curated record